This is a messenger RNA of Anopheles coustani, 1108 nucleotides long. It is a transcript of the gene Chrac-16, whose product is annotated as chromatin accessibility complex protein 1. Gene Ontology annotation, cellular component: CHRAC; nucleus. Gene Ontology annotation, molecular function: protein heterodimerization activity. The coding region runs from base 93 to 650 and encodes 185 amino acids. Lineage: Eukaryota; Metazoa; Arthropoda; Insecta; Diptera; Culicidae. The record is from RefSeq and is a predicted model, not a curated record. The transcript has 2 exons.
UUGAUUCGGCGUCGUUUUUGUUUCUGAUCACGCUUGCUUUUGGUUCUGUGUAUAAAUAGUUGAAAUUAAGGUACUAUAUAAUUGCUGUUACCAUGGAACAGGAACGCUUGACUCAACUUCCAAUGGCCAGAAUACGGACGGUGAUGAAGACAUCGCCGGACAUGGGAAUUAUCAACCAGGAGGCACUGUUCCUAAUGUGCCGUUCAGCGGAGAUGUUCAUCGAACACAUGGCCAAGGGAUCACACAAGGCUGGGAGCAAAUCACUAGAUUACAAAGAUUUAGCAGAGUACGUGCAAAAGAACGAUAACCUUGAGUUCCUGCAACAGAUUCUUCCGGUAAAGAUCACCGUCAAACAGUACCGAGAGUUGAUGGCCAAGAAAAGGAAUCCGGAUAGUGACACGGAAAGUGAAGAAGAGGAAGAGGCUGGCGGCGACGAAGAGGCGGAGGUGGAGGAGGAGGAAGAGGUGAUAACAGUGGAAGAUGACGAUGAUAAAAAGAAGGAGGAUGCCGACAGUGAAGAUUCCGCAUCGUCCAGUGGUGAAAGCAAUAGUGUCAUAUCGAUUGAUUCUAGCUCGGACGAAAAGGAAAACUCCAAAAACGUCACUAACAAAAAGCUACAAAUGAAACACAAAACUGGAGAUUCGCCGUAAAGAAGCGGCAAACUCAUAUUCGGCCAUCGAUGUGGGUAACUCUAUCGAGUAGUGCUAGUAAGGAUACGUUAGCUAAUCAUUUUUGAAGUGUAAGCAGUGUAAUGCAGACCUUUUAUUAAGAGUGAAUAAUUCCACUUAGAUAGCAAACAUGAUAUACAUUUUUUAAAUUUUAAAUUAACAAGGGUUAGAAGAAGCCAACAGGGGUGUAAGGUCCCUUUAAGCUUUUGGUAACAACAUUUUGAAAAAACGAUUAGUAUGGUUCGUGUUACAUCCCCGAGAGGUGCAUGCAUCUCGAUCAACUGCUAUUUGUACUGAAUUCAGUGGAACCUGGUGGUAUAUUUAUUAUUAACCCCAUAAGAAACCGCAUGUUCUGAAACCCACAAAUCUCUAACGACAUUGACCACAAAACAUCCUGCCUCCAAUCAAACGAUUAAAAAAUAAAGUGAAUCAUUUUAAAU